This is a messenger RNA of Pimephales promelas (fathead minnow), 1696 nucleotides long. The record is from RefSeq and is a predicted model, not a curated record. Lineage: Eukaryota; Metazoa; Chordata; Actinopteri; Cypriniformes; Leuciscidae.
AGUAUGCAGAUUGCUCUGACCCAAGAGGAGGAAGCUUGCUUGGAGCUGUACUUCAGACGAAUCAGGCCUGAGAACAUUCAGCCGGAGAAACUCUGCAAUAGAUUCUUUGUUUCGUCAUCCGGCAUGGAAGUUCAAAGUGUCUCUCGGGACAUGAAUCGGCUCCAUAAAUUGUACAAGCUGGCUCCUUUCUCUGCCCAGUGUGUGCGGAGGGCUGUUGAGGAGGCUGCAGAAAAGCUCCCGGCGCAGCAACAGGAGGCGCUCCAGCAUUACCUGGCCAUCAGCACUGGUGCGGUCCGGCCGCAGGAUGUCGUCGACGCAGCUCUGCUGCUGGAAUCAUUAGUCAGCACUUCUGCAGACGAGACUUCCUCGGCCACAAGCUGUGCAGCUGGACCAUCUGGGAAGAGCUUCGCUGAGUUUGUGGAGAGAUUUCCUGUUUCGCCGGAGGGUCAGCCGCCAUCCAAGAAGCAGCGCGUCGAAUCAGGCUUUCCAGAUGACCGCGUUUUUUAUGAUAAGUGGCGGAUUACCCAGUAUGCCCAGAGAGAGCAAUAUCUGCUGUCACAUUUCACAGUCCGCAAGCCUUCAGCCGCAAAGGUGGCACGGCUUAUUGCACAGGAGGGGUGGAAGGUCAACUGUCCCAAGCCGGAGGACAUCGAACGGCUGUGGACACCACCUUCGAAGGCAGCAGUUGAAGAUGACAAGUUCAUCCUUCGCUGUGUGUCUGAGCAGAACUGGUCGGGCAUGGCCAUAAAAGACUUUGGUGAUGAGCGUGGUUUUGGAGUCGUGGCAACUCAGACUUUUUCAAAGAACGACAUUGUUUGCGACUGCCACGGCAAGGUCAUCCCAGCUGCUCAAGGGAGGGCGAUGGUGCAGGCCCAGCAUGACGAGGCCGGGUACAUGUUCUUCUUUAAAGCCGGACAGAGAGAUCUCUGCGUCGACGCCCAGACCUUUCCGUGCGAGUGCCACCCUGGCAAAGACACCGUUGGGAGGAGGAUAAACCACUCCACAAAAGCGCCCAACCUGAAGCCCUUUCACUGCAGGUUACGUGUGAAUGGGGAGGACAAGGACGUCAUCCUCUUCAGGGCACUGAAGGACAUCAGUGUGGGCGUUGAACUACGGUUCGACUACGGGGUCAAAAGGAAGUCCUUCCGUGGAGAGGGCCUACACCUGGACUGGCUGGAUGGUUGAGAAGGCCUUCAUCAGGCUGGAGUGGCUGGACUUUUGAUUCCUGUUUUAAGGACUAGAUUUUGCUGGACUCUCACAGACCAUUUGUGUUACAUUUUAUGACACAAGACUGGGAACUGUGUAUGAACUAUCAAUGUUUUAUUUGUCAACUGUGAGCUCGCGAAUGAACUAUAGAUGAUUGGACAAAAUUGGGAGCUUGCAUAUGGACUUGAUGUUCAUGUAAAUGGAGCCUCAAUAGACUCUAAACAUUGUAGUUUCAUGUAAAUGGAGCCUCAGUGUGACCAAUGAAAUAAUUGACUUUGAUCUACGUCCUGGAGCUGGAGUGGUUGGAUCUCUGACAACUCUACCCAGGCAUCCCAGGACAGUGUCUCCUUCCAUCAUCGGCUCCUCAGAGCUCCUUGAGGGAUUCUGGAAACGAGCCAGAACCUGAGAACAAUUUCCAUAAAGUUACGCAUCUCUUUAACCAAGCAUUCACAUAUUGCAUUAAUAUUAUGAACAUCAGCUAUGCUAAUUA